Messenger RNA from Mytilus trossulus (common blue mussel), 372 nucleotides. RefSeq names its product methionine--tRNA ligase, cytoplasmic-like. Lineage: Eukaryota; Metazoa; Mollusca; Bivalvia; Mytilida; Mytilidae. The coding region runs from base 1 to 312 and encodes 103 amino acids. The record is from RefSeq and is a predicted model, not a curated record. Gene Ontology annotation, biological process: tRNA aminoacylation for protein translation. Gene Ontology annotation, molecular function: ATP binding; aminoacyl-tRNA ligase activity. The transcript has 3 exons.
AUGAAAGAAAGCAGAAAGUCUCUGAUUGAUUCUGAAGUGACUAAACUGCGGGAUCUGAAAAAGAGGUUGGCAGCUGUCUCUGUUCCCGCUUCCAAUGGUCCUGGGAACAAUGCAGAAGUAGAGAGGUUAACAGAUGAAGUUACUAAACAGGGUCUUGUUGUAAGAGAUUUGAAAUCUAAGAAAGCAGAAAAGUCUCUGAUUGAUUCUGAAGUGGCUAAAUUACUGGAUCUGAAAAAGAGGUUGGCAUUGGCUGGAGGUCAAAACCCUCAAGAAGCUGCUGGUGGCGGAAAGAAGAAAGGAAAAAAGAAGUGACAGACUGAUUUGAGUGAUUGAUUUAUUUAUUGGAAUCUAAGCAAUCUGGGAAUAAAAAUG